Messenger RNA from Radiomyces spectabilis, 1666 nucleotides. RefSeq lists its product as uncharacterized. The record is from RefSeq and is a predicted model, not a curated record. The transcript is spliced from 5 exons. Gene Ontology annotation, cellular component: mitochondrial outer membrane; endoplasmic reticulum membrane; lipid droplet. NCBI's taxonomy places the organism in Eukaryota, Fungi, Mucoromycota, Mucoromycetes, Mucorales, Radiomycetaceae. Bases 413 to 1498 code for a protein of 361 amino acids. Gene Ontology annotation, molecular function: 3-beta-hydroxysteroid 3-dehydrogenase (NADP+) activity.
GCUUAAUUUUUUAUUAUUUCUCGGUUUACCCAUUGGAUUAGUACGCGAACGCGGAUUAAUUAUCUCGUUCACUAGCUCUCCUGGCCAUUAAAAUCACCCAUGAUGUUAUAAAAGUUUAACCAAACACAAAAGAACUCGAGCAGUGACCAUAAUGCACUUUGCCCAUGAUCAGUGUGACAUAUAUUUCUCUUUGGUCAAAAUUAGAGAGCUUCAUUCGAUGCACAUAUCAACAACAUACUGAGUGGGCAAGAAACGAUUUCCCUUCUUCGUUCCAUGGUUCUGAAUCGCUCCUUGACGACUGUAGUCACAGGGCGGUCUUUGAUUUCGUCAAAAGCGGAAGUGCAGGGCAGUGCUACAGCAGGAAGGCAGUCUUGGACAGUUUGCAGUCUCAUCUAUCCACCAAACCCUGCACAUGACCCUCGACAAAGAAGAGACGUCCACAUCAAAAGUAGCCAUCAUUACUGGAGCCAAUGCUGGUGUUGGUUACGGCAUUUGUCAGCGGCUUCUCGAACUUGAGGGCGACUCUAUGACUAUUGUUAUGGCAUGCCGGAGUCAAACCAGAGCCAGCAAUGCUCGCCAGAAGCUCUUGGCCCAAUUUCCCUAUGCAACAAUUGACAUUAUCCUCGUGGAUAUAGGCGACGUCCUCAGCGUGCUGGAAUUCUGUCAUCAAAUCAGAGAAAAAUACAACCAUGUCAACUACCUAUUCUGUAAUGCAGGCAUAUUGAGUGCCCUUGGCAUCAAGUGGAGUCGGUUAUUCUUCUAUUUUCUCAAAGAUCCUGUUGGAUUGAUGGAACGAUCGGACGCCACCAUUCAAGCCAUGGGCGAAUUGAACCCAGACGGCAUGGGUAGAGUCUUUGCUUGCAACGUCUUUGGUCAUUAUGUGAUGAUGCGCGAAUUGGAGCAAUUGCUGUCAAAUUCGGGCGAUGGGCGUGUUAUCUGGACAAGUUCCAUCACCGCAGAAAAGGCAUCAUUUGAUAUCGAAGAUUGGCAAGGGUUGAAGAGUCUUGUUCCUUAUGAGGCAUCUAAAUGGGCUUGCGAUCUUGUUGCUAUUGCCACCAAUGAUCGAUUCAUUCAAGAAGGCCUUAAUGUGGUGUCCUUCACUACUUCUCCUGGUGUAGUGGCCAGUAAUAUUGGAAGCCUCCCAACUUGGAUCAUUAAAGCCCGAACCUUGAUCCAUUAUCUGUUUCGUCUUUGUGGUGUCACCUCCCAAAAUAUCACAGGGUACAAUGGCGCCAUUGCUGAUGUGUUUGUCGCGCUUCAACCGCUAGCUGCUGUCAAUUACUGGUUCCGAUAUUGUUCUUUAUCGAAUCGAUGGGGAAAAGCUUAUGUGGAAGCCCAAGCAUUGGAAGAGUAUGAUCCUGAAAUUGCAGAAAAGUUGCUUCAAAAAUGCGAACUCGCCUAUCAAGCAUGGAAGAAGAACCCUAAAAAGAAAAUGGAGGAAGCCCAAGAGCACGAAGCGCAUCAGGCUGACUCGGAAAACCUGCCUUUACUAUCCUGAACACCCUAUUCUAAUCCCUUCCUGAUCCUUUUUCCUUUGGUUUUUUGCUUUCGUAGCCUACUUUUUUGUAUUCCAUCUUGAGUAAUCAAUUCUGGAUACCUGGAGACAUAUUUUUACAACGGUUUGUAAGAGGACAUUACUUGGUAGCCACACGCAUUAAUAAAAAUA